GACGGUUUUCUGCAGGUGACCCCGGAAGCGGAUGACGUCACUGCACAGAGCUGAUGAAGAUGGCGCUCCGGCCCGGAUCAGGGGGCGGCGGCAGUUUCAUGUACCCUGUUGGAGGGGGACUUGGACCUCCACAAGGAAUGAUGCCCAUGCAGCAGCAGCAGCAGCAGCAGCAACAACAAGGAUUUCCCAUGGUCCCGGUCAUGCAGCCCAACAUGCAAGGAAUGAUGGGAAUGAAUUUUGGACCCCAGAUGCCAGCUGGAGCAAUGCCCAUGCAGGGUGGCAUGGCCAUGGGGAUGCAGGCACCAGGUAUGCAGUUCAUAAGUCAGCCGCAGUUCAUGGGAAUGAGGCCUACGGGGCCCCAGUACCCUGCUGACCUGCAGAAACAGAUGGCUGAGGAGCACCAAAAGCGCUUGGAGCAGCAGCAGCGCAUGCUAGAGGAAGAUCGGAAGAGGAGGCAGUUUGAAGAGCAGAAGCAGAAACUGCGUCUACUGAGCAGCGUCAAACCUAAAACUGGAGAGAAGAGUCGAGAUGAUGCACUAGAAGCCAUAAAAGGGAAUUUAGAUGGUUUCAGUAGAGACGCAAAGAUGCACCCAACUCCAUCUUCUCAAUCUAAGAAACCAGACUCAUCGCCAUCUCACUCCUCUGUUCCUCCACAUUCCCACUCCCCUGCUUUUGCAGAGGAUGAUGAUGAAUUUAGUGACUUUAUACAAGGCCCUGUUGAGGCCUCUUUUCCCACUUCCUCCCUCCCUUUGUCCUCCUCUUCCUCAGGUGCCAAUAGGUCACCUUUAGGGGCAGGACCUGGGCAGCGGCCCUCUUCCAGCCCUCUCCCCUUUUCCCAUGCUCCCUCUCUGCCCACACUCACUGUCCCUCACCACUCUUCUGUCAUCUCCAGCUCCCAAUCUACAUUCCAAGGCCCCUCUCUGGAGGAGAAGCUCUUCUCCUCGUGCGAUCUAACAGUCGAUAAGAAGGCUCGGGUUAACUUUAAGCCCUGCCAGGCCAUGUCCGAGCUGGCUGCCAAAGCUCAAGUUUCAGUGCACUUCCAGUGUAGCUCCAGAGCUCGUGACUGGGUCCAAUACCCAGAUGACCUCAGUGCUGACUUCACGUUGGUAAAGACUCCUGAACCUCCAACUGCUUCCCCAGCUCCCACAGCAGCAGAAGCUCAGUCCCAUCAGGCAUCAAGUGCUAGUGGUGUUGGUGUCUAUCCCCAACAAGAAAUGCAGUCCUUGUUGCCAGCCUGGCUCUACAAUGACUCUCUUGUUCCAGAGAUGUUCAAGAAGGUUCUGGAGUUUACAAUGACCCCAGCAGGCAUCGACACAGCCAAACUCUACCCCAUACUGAUGUCAUCGGGUCUGCCCCGAGAGGCUCUGGGUCAGAUCUGGGCCUCAGCCAAUCGUACCACACCAGGCAAGCUGACCAAGGAGGAGCUGUACACUGUGCUGGCCCUGAUUGGAGUAGCACAGAGUGGGCUUCCAGCGAUGAGUCUGGACAUCCUGAGUCAGUUCCCUACCCCUCCAGUGCCCAAUUUGCCUGCAAUGACUAUGGCAAUGCCAGCUGUCCUGACGCAUCAGCAGCCUAUAAUGCCCUCUGCCUCUCCUGCUGUCAUGCCAAUGGCCUCCAACUCCCUGGCACAACCAUCCAACAGCUUCAUCGCCAAUUUCCCACCUGUCCAGGGAACCAAGGUGGAUGAUGAUGAUUUCCAGGACUUUCAGGAGGCGCCAAAAGCUGGAGAUGAUUCGUUCACAGAAUUUCAAGGAGAAACAACAGGAACGUUUCCCAUCGUAACUUCCUCUCAAAGCAGCAUUCCAGCCAUGCUGACUCCAGUCUCUAGCUCUUCAACCUCGUCUACCUCUGAUAAGUAUGCAGUGUUUAAACACCUGUCAGUGGAGCAUCCAACAGAACCCGCAGCUCCUGUCUCAGAUCAUGGAGACAAAUACAGUGUGUUUAGAGAGCUGGAGCAUCCAUCAGACAGGAAGCCAGUUGGGGAAGGUUUUGCUGAUUUCAAGUCCGUUGGUGCCGAUGACGGCUUCACCGACUUUAAAACAGCCAACAGCACUUCUCCACUAGACCCUCCAGACCAGGCCAAGACAUUCCAACCUGCUUCAUUUCCACUUCCUUUCAGCUCCUCUCACUCUCUGUCGCAAUCUCAGACCCAUCCGACUUCCCUGGCACAGCCUAAAAACCCUCUAAACAUGUCAGACCUGGACCUCUUUUCCUCCAUAGCGCCUCCUUCCACUGUCGACUCUAAAGCCACCUGUUUUUCCCAUUCCUCCUCCUCUACCUCUGCCUUGCCCUCGCUGCUCCUUCCUUCCGCAGGCCCCAAACCCGACGACUUUGGUGACUUCGCACUCUUUGGCUCCUCCUCUUCCUCAUCUUCUGCCUCUGAGGCAGCUGCCUCAGCUCAGAGAGGAACCGGAGCAGGAGGAGCUGCGGCACAGGAUGACUUCGCUGAUUUCCUGUCGUUUGGUAACCCUGUGAAGCAGCCGACUGAGAGCAGCAAGGAGAGUGAUGACUUUGCUGACUUUCAGUCAUCCAAAUUCCAAGAAAAAAGCUUUGUAGAUAAGAUGGCUGCCUUCAAACAGGCCAAGGAGGACUCUGCUUCGGUUAAGUCGUUGGACCUGCCGUCUAUCGGAGGCAGCAGCGUGGGAAAAGAUGACUCGGAGGAUGCUCUCUCUGUGCAGCUGGACAUGAAGUUAUCAGACGUGGCUGGAGAGCUAAAGCACGGUGCAUCUGACAGUUCAUUGGACCUGCCAGGCUUGAGCUCCCAUCAGCCCCCCGCCGCAGACGUCGAUGAUCUCAAGUUCCAUCCGUUCGGGAGCUCUGGCAUCAGCGUCCUGUCCAGCUGCGAUUGGUCCGACAAAGACGAUGCCCCGUCCGGACAGGGCACGAAAGCCCAGGGAGUUUCUGUGUCCGUGCUGCCUUCCUCAGCCACACUUCACAAGAAGGAGACGUCAUUCGGCAGCUCGGAGAACAUCACACACACCACACUAGAAAAAGUCACCACGUUCCCCAUCGAAGACGCAGGGUUCGCUGACUUUGCAGAUUUCAGCUCUGCCCAGCAUGCACCCAGAGAGGAAGAGGAUGAUGAUUUUGGUGACUUCGCCAGCACUGUUUCAGAAAAAUCUGACGCAGCCGAUGCCGGUCUUGAGGUCACGCAUCCUGAGGUGCCAGACGACUUUGGUGCUUUCCAGGCAGACAAGCCCAAGUUUGGCAAAUCCGACUUCCUGAAGGCGAGUGCUCAGCCAAAAGCAAAGUCCAGUGAGGAGAUGAUCAAGAAUGAGCUCGCCACAUUUGAUUUGUCCGUGCAAGGGUCCCAUAAGCGCAGUCACAGUCUAGGGGAGAAGGAGAUCUGCUCCACACCUGCUCCUGAACAACAAUUUCGCGAUCGCUCUAACACCUUGAGUGAGAAACCAGCGCUGCCAGUCAUCCGGGACAAGUACAAAGAUUUAACAGGAGAGGUGGAGGAGAGUGAGCGCUAUGCGUAUGAAUGGCAGAGGUGCUUGGAGAGCGCUUUUCAGGUGAUCGCCACAGCCAACAACACCCUUAAUGGUAUCAGCAGUUCCACCGUGUGCACUGAGGUCAUCCAGUCAGCACAGGGCAUGGAGUACCUGUUAGGUGUGGUGGAGGUGUACCGUGUGGCCAGGCGAGUGGAGCUGGGCAUCAAGGCCACAGCUGUUUGCUCAGAGAAACUGCAAGAGCUGUUGAAAGACAUCAGCCGUGUGUGGAACAACCUCAUGGGCUUCAUGUCUCUGGCCAACCUCUCACCUGAUGAAAGCUCCCUGGACUUCUCCUCCUGUAUCCUGAAGCAUGGUAUCAAGAACGCCAAAGAGCUGGCGUGUGGAGUGUGUCUGCUCAACGUGGAUUCACGCAGCAAGAAGAAAGAGGAGAACACGUUUGGACGUCUCUUUAAAAAAGCACUGACAAAAGACCCAGGCACAAAGCUAACGGCUUUUAACUCCGAGACGGAUAACUUCAAGCUGACGUACGGCGGGCACCAGUACCACGCCAGCUGUGCUAAUUUCUGGAUUAACCGUGUAGAGCCCAAGCCUCCUGGCCUCAUCCUUCCCGACCUGCUGUGAUUUCUCUCAUCCGCCUCUGCUGCUGGGGAACAAGUGGGAAAAACUGGUUCUGAAGUUUUGUUCUUUCUUAAUUUAUUGUUGUCUUUUUCCCCACUUUUUUUUUCCAACUUGGCCUGUUAUGGUACUGAGUGUUUUGUGAAUGUUUGCUGAUGUAAAGAAACAAAAAAAUGAAUAAUUUAUUGACAUUGAAAUUUUUUUUUCUUUGUAUUUCUGCCUGUUUGAAGGACUGCAGUGUCUGAGUUUUACCUACCGAAUGAUAAGAGACCUGACAGCCAUCUAUAAAGAACGCCGUGUUCGUCAUUUAAACAGAAAGCAAACAAGACUUUCACUGUAGUAUUUACACUGGAUAACGUAGAGUUACGUAGAGAUCAACAUAAUUUAGACGUUCAUGCAGAAGGACAGGAAGGUGUUUCCUCUUGCUCAUGCUCAUCAGGGCCUGUGCUGUCAGUUAACUGGAAGUGGAUCAUGAAAAUGGAGGGUGUGGGAUUAUCUGUUAUUAUAUUUUCAUAACACAUCAUGACCAGACAAGACCAUUAAACUUUAACUGUCUUUUACAGUGUUCUAUUCUCUGUUGUAUCUUAAAGAACAAUGAAAGGUUGUGCUCAUAAAAAAUGGCUUGUUCUUUUUACACUUCAGACAAAAUUGAGCGUAUUUACAGAAAAUACUUUGAGCGUUAAUAACAUGGCUGUAGAUAAAGGUGAUGGCUAUUAAAAUGCUGUGUAGAAUUGC
Molecule: messenger RNA, 4805 nt
Organism: Tachysurus vachellii
Lineage: Eukaryota; Metazoa; Chordata; Actinopteri; Siluriformes; Bagridae
Gene: synrg
Product: synergin, gamma
Exons: 24
Coding region: 54-4076 (1340 amino acids)
Cellular component (GO): clathrin coat of trans-Golgi network vesicle
Molecular function (GO): protein binding
Source: RefSeq, a predicted model, not a curated record